AUGUCUUAAGAAAUUAAAAACAAUACAAAUCUUAAUAAUAUAACUAAUUUUAUUUAAAAAAACAAAAGUAAAGAAGGAAUUACUAUUCAUGAACAUUUAUAUCGAAUAAUACACAAAUAUUUAAAGAAUCCAAAUAAACUUACAAAUAUAAAUAACUUAGAAUUAAUAUCCUAAUUUUUAAAAAAAAAUUGUUUAAAUUAUACAAAUCCGUUAACUGAUAAAGAAGUAAAUAAUAUUCCUUUAGCAAUAGCAGAACAUUAAGAAUGGAUAGAAUAAAUCAAAUAAUUAUUUAAAGAUAUAAAGAAAUAAUAAAAAAAUAAAUAAAAAUUACUGUUUCCAAAUUUUUAUGAAUAAAGUUAAAUAUUAUAAACAGCUUCCAUUUCAUUUUAAGAAGAAGAAUCUUUCUAAAUACACCAUUCUAUUAGAAGACUAGCCGAUUAAAUAAAUGCUUCUUAGAUGAGAUUUUGGGGUAAGUUUUUAACUAGAGGAAAUGAUUAUUAUGUCGCUUAAUGUUUUUAUAAUAAUCUUAAUAGUGAUAAAAUGUAAAAUAAAGAUGAAUAAUAUGGUGCAGGAGUUAAUAAAUAUUCAUAUUGGGUUACAUAAAACGUUUUAGAUGAAUGGAUUGAAUUACCUUUAAUUACAGCCGAAUAAAUGUAAAUAGCAAAAUAAAUAAAAUACAUUUGUAAAGGAGAUUUGAAUGCAAAUGUAUAAACCUAUCCACAUUUUAAUGGCAAAGAAAAGCAUUUUUUAAAAGCAUAAAUAGUUAGAAUUACUCAUGGUUGUGAAUUAUGUCCGAAGGGUUUAUAUAAAUUAUAAGAUGAAAAUGAUAAAGAAAUAGAAUUUGAAGAAGAAGCUUUUAAACUUUAAGAUUAUUAAGAAUUAUUAACGCUUGAAAAUUGGGUUCAUUUAAAUCCUAUAAUUCUUAAAUAAGGUAGAGUAUCUCUUUAUGUAGAUCCUUCCUUACCAGAAGAUAUAAAAGAAGAAAAACUAGAAUAAUUAAAAAAUGAUGAUGCUGAUACUUAAGUUGAGAGAUUAAGAGAUAUAUCAUAAGAAAAAUCUCCAUUUGCAAAAGGAGAAGAAGAAGAAGGAGAUCCGAAUUGGAUAAAAAGAGAAUUUGGCGAUCUUUAAUAAUUUAAUAGUUAAGAUGAGGGAACAUAAUUGAACUAUAGUGUUAUAUGUUUUAAAAAUUUAACUUGGCCAGGUGCAUAUUUAGUUUCAAAUUCUUAAUAAUAUUGUAAUAUUUAUAUUGGAUAUGGAUUAAAAUAAAAUCAAUCGCCAUUUUUACCUGUUGGACCAGAUGAUAUGUAGUAAGAAUAAGAUGAUACUGAAGAAUAUCCUGAACCUAAUCCUAAUGUACCACCUGAUGUUGUAGAAACUGAUAGUGAUGAAGAAAAGAAAGAAGAUACAGAAGACUAAUGA
This is a messenger RNA of Ichthyophthirius multifiliis, 1419 nucleotides long. RefSeq names its product radial spoke head protein, putative. The transcript is spliced from 9 exons. Gene Ontology annotation, cellular component: axoneme; radial spoke. Gene Ontology annotation, biological process: axoneme assembly; cilium assembly; cilium movement involved in cell motility. Lineage: Eukaryota; Ciliophora; Oligohymenophorea; Hymenostomatida. The record is from RefSeq and is a predicted model, not a curated record.